Trypanosoma rangeli is the source of this 735-nucleotide messenger RNA. RefSeq lists its product as uncharacterized. Bases 1 to 735 code for a protein of 244 amino acids. Lineage: Eukaryota; Euglenozoa; Kinetoplastea; Trypanosomatida; Trypanosomatidae. The transcript has a single exon. The record is from RefSeq and is a predicted model, not a curated record.
AUGAUCGGUGCUGUGCAUAGAGUAUUUCCUGAACGAGGGUACGGUUUUGUUUUGGCCGUGCCGCCUCCUACAUCACUGGCGCUUAUGAUGUGGCUGCUGUUAACACUGACGACAACAGAAACAGAAUCCGAAGAAGCUGCUGACGCUGGACAGCAGCAGAAGUUGUUGUCGCAAGGCGAACAUUUGAGUGUAUGGUUCCCGCUGCGUAAAUACGGUGUUUCUACUUUGAAGAGGAGGGAGAAGUGCGAGCGUGCAGCUCAUUAUUCAUUACAGCUAUCUCCCGGAUCGUACGUGAAAUUCUCUGCCACCUGCCAUUAUGGCACGGUGAACCAGCGGCUUGUAUGGCGGGCGGGGUGUGUGUGUGUGCAGUGUGAUGCUGAGGAGUUGCGAGAAGCUCUCCAAAAGGUUAAAGACUUGCGGUGGGACUGCAUCAUUCUCGACGAGGUAAAGAGGAAGGAGCUUCAAAUCGCGCGGCAAUACGCUUUGGUGGAGCAGAUGACGGUUGAAAGUGCCUUUUUCAAGCGUGCUGUUACGGCAGCGGAGACUUUUCGAGCUCUCUUACUGGAAGAGGCUGUGGCGGAUGACAUUGGCACUGAAGAACUUCAGAUGCGCCUAGCUCAGGAACGAGUACGCGGACUUUUUGAUUGCCUUAGUAAGGCAGCGCAACGACACGUUGUUCGUGAGGCAGACUUGCGGCGGCCGCUACUCUCAAUGUGGAAAGAUGUGGGGACGUAA